Molecule: messenger RNA, 4731 nt
Organism: Plodia interpunctella (Indianmeal moth)
Lineage: Eukaryota; Metazoa; Arthropoda; Insecta; Lepidoptera; Pyralidae
Gene: 5-HT2A
Product: 5-hydroxytryptamine (serotonin) receptor 2A
Exons: 10
Coding region: 287-2185 (632 amino acids)
Biological process (GO): serotonin receptor signaling pathway; G protein-coupled receptor signaling pathway, coupled to cyclic nucleotide second messenger; chemical synaptic transmission
Cellular component (GO): plasma membrane; dendrite
Molecular function (GO): serotonin binding; neurotransmitter receptor activity; G protein-coupled serotonin receptor activity
Source: RefSeq, a predicted model, not a curated record
GGAUGCUGCGGACGUACAAUCCUCGCAAACUCACAUUUUACGCGCGAAAAAUCCCGAUUGACAUGUGCGAUGUGAAAAUCGAACGUUUUAAAUUCCGACUGUGAUUUUCUUCUGCAGUGCAUUCGAUUUUUGAAUUGUGUUAUUUAAAAAAAAAUACUUUUGCAUUUUUUUUGUGAACGGAAAGUUGGCGCUCAGAAAAGAUACCAAACUUGCAAUGAAGGCCGCGUAAUGUCAAAAAAGGAUGCCUGCGGAUGUCACCUAGCCUCGUCCAGUCAAGGCCCUGGACAUGACGAACUAUACCUACCUGUACACAAGCAUACCCGACCUAACUUGUCAUCUCACCACGCAACAAGCCUGCGGCGACGUCAGCCCAGGCAUCGAUUGUGACGCAGGCCCCAACUCCGUCUUCUUCAACUGCAAACUCAAUAUCGACAUCCAAAAUGAGACAUCCUACAGUUGCAACGCUAGUCUCAAUGAUACUAUGGACCCUUAUAACUAUACUCUAUGUAACACUGGAUUUAAGCUGAACAUGUACACAGUUAUCUUUGAAAGCGCGCUCAAAUCAUUAUGGUUAAGAUUACCAAGUUUUGACUAUUGCGAGUGGAACGAACUAUUGUGCUCCAGUGAUUUUAAUAGGACGUUGUACAUCGACGUGUCGAACAACAGUGUUGGAAAUGAUACAGAGGAAAAGUUUCAGUGUAGUUGGAAUAUUAGAAAUAUAACGGAAAAUGGUGGUGAGAAGUCGCAGUAUGAUUGGAGUUUUCUAUUUGUGAUAUUGUUUAUAGUGGCGGGUGGUGUUGGCAAUAUAUUGGUGUGCUUGGCGGUGUGUUUGGACAAACGUUUGCAGAACGUUACAAACUACUUUCUGCUGUCGCUGGCGAUAGCUGAUCUGCUGGUCAGUCUGUUUGUUAUGCCAAUGGGGGCUAUUCCGGGAUUUUUAGGUUACUGGCCGUUGGGAGUGGUGUGGUGCAACGUUUAUGUCACAUGCGAUGUGCUGGCCUGCUCCGCGAGCAUAAUGCACAUGUGCUUCAUCAGUAUUGGCAGGUACUUGGGGAUACGGAACCCGUUGAAGAGUCGACACCACUCCACCAAGAGGGUUGUGCUCAUCAAGAUCGCGCUGGUCUGGCUCCUCAGCAUGUUUGUGUCUAGCUCUAUUACCGUUCUGGGUCUCAUCAACAGAACCAACAUUAUGCCAACGCCGGACCUCUGCGUUAUCAACAACCGGUUCUUUUGGAUUUUCGGCUCUCUGGUCGCGUUCUACAUUCCCAUGUUGACUAUGGUGGUCUCCUUCGCAUUGACAGUCCAGUUAUUGAAGAGACAGGCCAGGUUGGCAGCGACUCCGGUACCUGGGGGUAUGCAAAGAAGGCAAUGUGGCGGCUUCGACAACGGUCCGAUGCAGGGUGUCCGGCGAACCGGCACUAAGAGCUCACCUGAUCUGUCUCCGGGGACGUCAGUCACGAGGCAACUCACAUGGCGAGUCACUAGUACCAGCAGAACCUCGCGCAACAAAGUGGGCAUGAGCGUCUCCCAUCCACAACUGAGCUACAUGAACGGCUGUGGCAGUGGUAGCUCGGGCAGUGGUAGAAGAGGACGGGACGUCGCUACUCAAACACCAUUGAGCAUAGCUGCUGAAACCAGAAGAGCCAGACUAAGACCCUUAAAGCUGACGUUGGCAGCGCCAACGGCUUUGACAUCGAGAUUCCUAGCCAAUAGGAAGAAAGGGCGUUCUCUAUCAGCGAACGCAGUAGCCAACGAACAGAAAGCCACCAAGGUGCUCGGGCUGGUCUUCUUCACUUUCGUCCUGUGCUGGGCGCCAUUCUUCCUGCUUAACAUGCUAUUUGCCUCCUGCCCCGCUUGUAUAGUUCCGGAACACGUGGUGGACAUCUGCCUCUGGCUGGGCUACGUGUCGUCCACCAUCAACCCGAUCAUCUACACGGUCUUCAACAAGACCUUCAGAGGCGCUUUCUUACGAUUACUCAGGUGUCAUUGUAACAGACGCGGCCGGUGCACUCGCUACCGCUCCGUCGGGUCGACCCGCGGCGCUUCGCAACUCUGCGCCAGAUCGGCUCUGCCCUUAGCAAUAUCAUUGCGACCAUCAGGCAUGCAUACAUCGACACCUACAGGCCAGGAGACGACUGAGACUGUCCUUAUUGAGGCGCCAAUGGAUUACAAUGUGCGGUAUUAGUACUUAACAUGUUAACGACGUUACUGUGUUGCAUUGUGAGAAUAGUUUAUGGAAUAUUAUUGUCACCAUCAGACAUGCACAGUUUACAUUGAUGCUUGAAUGCCAGGAGAUGACUGAGACUGUCCUGAAGCGCCAAUGGACUACACUAUGAUGUAUUAGUACCUACAUGCGUGUUUCUAUUGCAUUGUAAUAACAACUUUACGACUUCAUGUCGGCCUUUAGCAAUGUCAUUGCUACCACUUGGCAUCGACUCCUGUUGAGCAGGAGAAAAUGAAACUAUAGUUAUUAAAGCGUCAAUGGAUUGUAAUGUACGAAUUUAGAGUUAUUGUGUUAAAAUUAAAACUUUCAUACAUCGUGUAGUGAUGCAAAACUUCUGUUUAUAGAAAUUUUAUUUGUAAGUACAUGUAAAUGAUCUUGAUUGUAAAACUUGUAGUAUAUGAUUAAAUUAAGUAAUUAAGUAUAAAUAUUUAUUUAUUAAAAAGUAUUUCCUGGUAUUUAAAAUCAAUAUUUUGUUACGUUAACGCAACCAUGUAAAAAAAUACAAUUUGUUAAAAAGAACUUAUUCCUACAUGUUUCAUCGACUAUGUGUCUACGUAAUUUCUUGUAUCUGUCUGUGAAUUUAAAAUUUUAAUCAAGAAUUCCAUAGUAAUAUGAUAAAGAGAAAAGAUUUGUAUUUUUGUUUCUCUUUUUUUGUUUGUUUGUAUUGUCCAUUCAUUUAUUAUUUCGCUGUGUGAUAUUCAUUAUAUACCAACUCAAAUAAUUUAUUCAAAAAAUAUAAUUUAACAGAAGUAUACUUUUUUAAACUUUUGAAGAAGGAAAAUGUUAGGACACUUGAUCGAAACGAUGCCUUCUUCAGAAUUAUUGUAGAAGGAAAGGUGGAAGGAAGAAGGGGGGCCAGGAAGUCCAAGUCGUGUCGUAUCAAGAAGUGAAGGAGUUGGCUUUUGAGAGAGAACAAUGGAAGCAACUCCACCGACAAGAGCCUCGCUCUUCAAUUACAUAUUAUAGGUAUAAUAAUAUUUACUCAAAAAGCUACAAAUUAUUGGCAUUUCGGAACGACCACUGCCGAGAAGAAAUGCCGAAAGAAACUUAUUUAAACAGUUUUUUUUCGUAAUAGUACCUAAAACAAAGUACAUAAAGUAUAUUAUCCAAUGUGAGAGUAUUCAUAAAACGAUAUUGCACGUGGCACAGCACGUGACUGUUUGCAUCACAAGGGUUACAGUACCGAAAAUACAAAUUAUUCUUUUAAAUUUUUGGAUGGAAGGCACGUUGCAACGUGGCCGGGCAACGUGAUCGUAUAGUAGUGUAAAUUGUGAAGCGUUGGUGGUCCAGUGGUUAACCGUCCGCUUGUGCUCAAAAGGUCCCAGGUUCGAAUCCCAGCAAUGAAUUUCUAGCACAAUUCAACAAAACUACAGUCGGUUUUGGAAAUUAAUAUAUAAUAUUAAAUCUAAUAUGUCAUUGAUUUGUCUCACAUUGGCCCGAUGGAUAUUAUACACGCGCGCCUGUGAACCGAAAGGUCUCAGGUUCGAAUUUACUCUUACCACAUGAGUUGUAUAAUAAUCUUACUCAUGUAGGUAUAUAGCAGUUUUCAUAGACCACCACUGCUACCGAUAAAGGAAAACGUCGUGAGGAACCUGAACCUGCACACUGGUUGAUAGUUAGGUAACUAGUGUAUAUACGACUACUGGCCACUGGUAGACAGUCGUAAAAGUCAUGUCAGAUGCCUUUAGGUGAAUUAAAUAAAGUCUGAUACCAAUGUCAGCAAUACACAACUCCUGAAAGAAAAAAGUGAAUAUUGCACUAUAAUUUUAUAUUGUAAUAUAGCAUUGCAUUCGUUGAGCAUAGAGAAGAAUCUUCCUCCCAGUUUCUGGAAUGAUAUCUCACAUGGAUUGUGCACAGCUAUCAUUACAUGCUCGGCUUUAUUAUCGCGCUCCGCUUCACGUCGCGUGAAAAUCCCACCUCUUGUGUAAUAACCACGCCAUUUACACGCUUAUAUCAUAAUGUACUAUUUAUUCAAACACGUGUAAAUAAUUUUUAGAAAUAUUUUAUAACGUAUGAGCUCAGAAACAGAGAAUUACAUGUAAAAUCAAGUAUGUAUUCACACCUUUAUUACGAGUAAUAUAAAAGAGACAAGACAAGCGGUAACCUUUAAAUUUGGGUCACGUUUCUGCCACAAACUUUUCCAUGUUGCCAAAAUCACCGCGUGUUUUUGUUUGGACAUACGUAACCAAAUACUCUUUUUAUGUAGUUAUAUUUCUCUUCCACUAGUAGAUAUUUGUCUCCGGUUUUGGGUGUGUGAUCUGUUGUUGUCCAUUUCAUUUAAAUCCCCAAACUUGUAUGAAAAGAAUCUCGUGUAUGUUAGUCUGCUUAACUUUUGGUAAACAUUGUAAAUUAAUAAUUAUUGCAUGUAGUCAAGAUUUUAUUCGUGUCAUUUAAAAAAAUGUAUAUAAAAUGCAAAAAUUAUGUAUAGAAAAAUAGUUGCUCAUAAAAGAUGUUCAAUUAUAACUAUUUUGUGUAUGUAUAAAUGUAUGUAGAUUAAAUUUAUUUUG